CACAACUUUCAUCCGUCACUGUGACUGACAGACAUGCGAAUAACAAGACCCAAGCCUUCGUCCAGGGACAAACGCUUCUGAACAACCGAGCUCUUAUACUGAGUAUAACACAUAUCAACAUGAAAGCGGUGAAAAUCAUCAGUCCAGGCGAAGCCAAGGUCAUCACGGAUGUCCCCAAUCCACCCCGCCCGUCGUCCGACAACAUCCUCGUCAAAAUUUUCGCUAUAGCUCUCAACCCCCAUGACUGGAAAGAGCUCGAUUAUGGUGAACCCAGCACCCUAGGUCUGGACCUCGCGGGAAUCGUUGAAGAUCUAGGUCCUGAUGUGACGAACGGCUUCAAAAAAGGUGAUCGAGUCUUUGGUAUAACUCAUGGUGGCAACAAAUUACGCCCUCACAAUGGCGCUUUCUCAGAGUACGCGACGACACGGGAAGGUGUAUUGAUCCCAAUUCCAGAAGGCAAAAGUUUCGAGGAGGCUGUGUCGGGAGGCAUAGGCCUAUUGACUGUUGGCCAAGGAAUGUACCAGGAAAUGGCCCUGUCGUGGCCCAAUGCACCCUUGAAGGAGAAGCAGCAAAUCCUGAUUUGGGGCGGCAGCUCUGCUACAGGAGCGUUGGGCAUCCAGUUUGCGAAGCUAUCUGGAUAUGAAGUCAUCACUACUUGCUCGACCAACAACUUUGACUACGUUAAGUCGUUGGGAGCAGACCACGUCUUUGACUCACGGUCGCCCAGUACGGGAAAUGACAUUCGUGUCUUCACCAACAACCAACUUCGCCUUGCUUGGGAUACUAUUGGCGAACAUGGUUCUCCAGAGAGCUGUGGAGCAGCACUUACUUCGGAAGUUUCAGAGGGGAAACCGAUACGGUACGGAACCAUAGUGGGAGGCAACCCUGUUCGGGAGGGUGAAGUCAUCAACACCCUUUCUACAGGCUAUACUGUGGUGGGAGAGGAUGUUGAAGCAAUGGGAAGGAAAAUCCCGGCGAUGCCGAAGCAUUAUGAUUUCAUCAAGGAGUGGUUUGUUCUGGUCGAACAACUGUACCGAGAUGGCAAGUUCAAGAUGCACCGACUAGAUGUCAGACAGGGUGGCUUUGAGGGCAUUGUGAAGGGAUUGCAAGACUUGAAGGCUGGCAAGGUGAGCGGUGCGAAGGUUGUGUACCGAGUCGGAUCUUAG
Periconia digitata is the source of this 1166-nucleotide messenger RNA. The record is from the annotation of a GenBank genome assembly. NCBI's taxonomy places the organism in Eukaryota, Fungi, Ascomycota, Dothideomycetes, Pleosporales, Periconiaceae.